Messenger RNA from Mangifera indica (mango), 1587 nucleotides. RefSeq names its product serine acetyltransferase 2-like. The transcript has 10 exons. Lineage: Eukaryota; Viridiplantae; Streptophyta; Magnoliopsida; Sapindales; Anacardiaceae. The record is from RefSeq and is a predicted model, not a curated record. Bases 279 to 1361 code for a protein of 360 amino acids. Gene Ontology annotation, molecular function: L-serine O-acetyltransferase activity. Gene Ontology annotation, cellular component: cytoplasm; cytosol.
AAAGACAGAAAAGAAAGAGAGAAAGGGCGGAAGCAGAACCGUUCAAAGUGAAUAGGCCCACCGCCCACUACUAGAGCCACAUGUGAGGCCUUCUUAAACUUUCUUCGACUCUUGUUCGAACUUGGAAGACAGAGUUUCAUCGUCAGUUUCAACAGUUUUUUCGACGAUAAAGAAGAAGACCCAAGGGACGAAAGAAGAAUUAUAAGUGAAGGACCACAUGUCUCUGUGUCUCUCUUUAUAUUCAUGAAGACACCCCUCACUCCUUCCCACUUUCUUCCAUGGCUUGUUUGAGCGAUGAGCACUGGAAUUCCAUCUCCAAUAUGCUCUCCAGACGUCUCUCUAUCAAUGAAGAGGAACAGAAACAGCAAGAUGGAGAGCAAUCCAAGCAACAAAAGCAAUUUAAUAGUCUUUGUGUUCAAUUUCCAUUCGACAAGGUCUUUCCUGUUUAUGCAAUGGGUUUUUCCAGCUCUCACUCCGACCCGCUUUCGUCCUUACCCAAUUGCGGUGCUGACCCGAUUUGGGACGCUGUUCGACAAGAAGCCAAGUUGGAGGCAGAGAAGGAGCCGAUUUUAAGUAGCUUUUUGUAUGCUAGUAUUUUGUCACAUGAUUGUUUAGAUCAAGCUUUGGGGUUUGUUCUUGCCAACCGACUUCAAAAUCCUACACUUUUGGCGACUCAGCUUAUGGAUAUUUUUUCUAAUGUAAUGAUGCAUGAUAAAGAUAUUCAGCGUUCCAUUCGGUUAGAUGUGCAGGCAUUUAAAGACAGAGAUCCUGCUUGUUUGUCAUAUAGCUCAGCUCUUUUGUAUCUCAAGGGUUACCAUGCUCUACAAUCUUAUCGAGUAGCACAUGCAUUGUGGAAGCAAGGACGUAAAGUGUUAGCAUUUGCGUUGCAAAGCCGAAUCAGUGAGGUAUUUGGAAUUGACAUACAUCCAGCUGCAAGAAUCGGAGAUGGAAUAUUAUUGGAUCAUGGGACUGGUGUUGUUAUUGGUGAAACCGCUGUUGUAGGAAACCGAGUUUCUUUGAUGCAUGGUGUGACUCUAGGUGGGACUGGCAAAGAAAUCGGUGAUCGCCAUCCAAAAGUAGGCAAUGGUGCACUGCUUGGAGCCUGUGUGACUAUACUUGGGAAUAUAAAAAUAGGUGAUGGGGCAAUGAUUGCUGCUGGCUCCCUAGUUUUGAAGGAAGUUCCUCCACAUAGCAUGGUGGCAGGAAAUCCAGCAAAUGUGAUAGGAUACGUAGAUGAGCAAGACCCAUCUCUGACAAUGAAUCAUGAUGCCACCAAAAUAUUUUUUCAACAUGUGGCUGUCACUUGUUGGGAUGAAAGGUCUACCGGACCUUCAGAUACCAAAAACAAGGAAGGCGAGUGAGGGAUGUGCAUUAGUGCGAAGGGAAGGCAUAGACUUCCAUUGCUGAUGAAGUUAGCUUUAUUAAUCAGUUGAUGUAUAAUAUGCAGCAGCAUGAUACAUUACAGGACAUUUGAGAAUAAUGUUACUGUAGCCAUCUCAUAUCUAUUGUUCCCCUGGUCGAUGAUCCGAGACAUUAUUAUUUUUUAACAAUGCUCAACAAAUUUUGACUUGAGUAUUUGAUGUCCAA